GGCAUUGAGCGAAAACACAUACCACCAUAUGACAGUAAUCUUUUCAAACUAGCGAAAAACAAAAUAUCAGAAAAAUACAAGAGCUUAAAAGAUUAUAAAGCCAUGAUAGCUUCUGAUGAGAAAAUGGUGAUGAAGAUGUACUGUAUAUUUACGAGGAAACAUCUGCUGCAAUAUGUUCUUCAAGAUCCUGCGGAAUGGAAAAGAUUAGAAUUCCAGACAUUUCCAGUUGAUUUCCCAACGAUGAUCAUAAGAGCACCUAUUCCUUGGCAUACCCAGUACUCCCUGAGUACUCAGCUGAUGGAGAAACACUAUUAUAAUGGAAAUAUAAUCGUCAGAAAAAUAAGAGAUUUGUGGUUUCAGAAAUAUGACAGUAUGUUUAUAUUACCAAUAUCAAAACUCUUAGAAACAGAUGCUCCAUUGGGCGUUUCGAACUUCCAAGAGACAGUUUCACGUAUUUGUGAUGAUUCAAGGGAAAUUCUUGAGAAAGAAUGGCUUCCAUCAUGUGCAGAUAUUUUUUUGGAAUAUAAGCAACACUGGAAGCAAUAUAUACCGAGACAACCAACUGAUAGUGUGGAAUUUGUUGAGAGGUUUUUUGAUUGUGUGAAUAUGUUAUUAUCGAUUCAGUUACGUUGGCUGGUUAUGAAGAGCCUGGAACAUUUCGUGAAUCUCUUUCUUAAAUUCAAGGAAGGUAACGAUUUUAUAGGACAGUAUCAGGAUUUUUCUUUGAUAAACCUUCCAAUUUUGACAUUGGUAGUGAAACCCCAUUUGGGGAAAAAAGAAUUGACAUUCAAUCCAUCUCUGGAGGCAGUCCAAGAAGUGCUUCAUCGAUGCUUCAGGAAAAUAUUGGGAGUCACCUCCAACAUAGCUCGAAUAGAAAUCAUAAUGUUCCCAGAAUUUUCACGAUUUGAACGAUUUCUACAAUGCGUCCACGAAUAUGAGCAACCCGUUGAGGCCAUUUAUAGAAACAUAGUGAAUGCAGUUACACCAAACUUCAUUGGUCCUCAGAAGUAUUUAGCAACGUAUGAACAAUAUUUCUAUUUGCUCAACGGAGAUGCCGAGAAAGAAUUAAAUGAAUUUUUUCAUCUAGAACCUUUUCCUUUUUUGAAGGACUUUGCAAGGAAAAUUAGAAAGUAUGAAGAAAUUAAAAUAGAAAUUAUGGAGCUGAGACGUUCUGUACCACUGAAUUUGUUCAACAUAGAUUGUUGCGAAUUGAACGAGACUUUGUAUACAAUUGUUGAUAAUCUGCGAACUAAAAUCGUGAAUUAUUUCAUAAUGGAGAAUCGCAAUCACAAUAGGAGGAUUUGUGAUACAUUUGAUGAUAUGUCUCAAAAAGUAAGCGGAAGUCCAGAUACAGUUGCAGACUUGGUGGAAUUGCAAAACUAUGUUAUUGAAUGUAGAGAUGUUACGAUGUAUAAUCUGAAAGAACAAAUAAGGAAAACAGCUGAAAAUGUGAAUUUUUUGAUGGAACAUGCUCAUCUCACUGUUGAAGAUAUUCAGUUGAACUGUAGAGUGUUUGUUUGGCCAAAAGACAUGGAGUCGGUAAUAGAAUUGGCUAUUCAGAGAUUGAAUAUGAAACGUGAUCAAGCUGAGGCCAUAUUAAAGAACCGUAGAACUGUAUUCGAUGGAAAGUUGAAGAAACAUGAAAAACUGUUGCUUGCUUUCAGAAAAAAAGACCCUCCGAUUUUGACAAUGGAAGAGAUGGAAGACAGUGUAGCUGGGAUUGAAGAAAUAGUUAAAUUACUCGAGGAUGAUAAAACGGAAGCAGAACAAAUAAACGAAGAGGAACAAUUAUUGGAUAUCGAUCCAUCACCAUUCAUGAAUCUAUACAAAAUGCUGAGUAUGGUAGAGCCAUAUGAUAAACUAUGGCAUACUGUUUUGGAAUUUCAUGAGAAUUAUGAAUUAUGGUACUUCGGUCCAUUUUGUGACUUGGAUGCUGAUCAAAUUACCGAAUAUGUUGAAACUGUUUGGAGAACUCUUUAUAAACUGGCUAAAACAUUCAGUGACAAUCCUGGAGCGAAAAGGAUCGCUGAGAUGGUCAGAGCUAAAGUGGAGAAAUUCAGACAAUUUCUACCUGUGAUACAAACUAUCUGCAAUAAAGGUUUACAGAGGCGGCAUUGGGAUAGGAUAAGUGAAAUAGUUGGAGCUCAGUUAGUAGUAACCCCGGAUUCAACACUGAAUGAUAUGAUAGAAGCUGGAUUACCAAAAUUUGCACAGCAACUAGAAGAAAUAGGGGCUUCGGCUACUAAAGAGUAUGCUCUAGAAAAAAAUUUGGCCAAGAUGAAAGAAGAAUGGGUUGACGUUUGCUUUGAAUGUGUACCAUAUAGGGAAACGGGAGUGUAUAUUUUGAGUGCAGUUGAUGAUAUACAGGUAAUGAUGGACGAUCAUAUUCUCAAAGCUCAAACGAUGAGAGGAUCUCCAUACGUCAAAGCUUUCGAGGCUGAGAUGCAAGCCUGGGAAGAGAAACUGAUAUCGAUGCAGGAUAUUCUGGAUCAAUGGCUCAUGUGCCAAGCUACAUGGAUGUACCUGGAACCAAUUUUCAGCUCUGAAGAUAUAAUGAGGCAAAUGCCAACCGAAGCAAGGAAUUUCAAAAUUGUUGACAGGGUGUGGCGGACCAUACAGAAUAACACUAUGAAAAAUACUCAUGUGUUAGUUGCUACUGAUUAUCGUAAUAUGCUUCAACACUUGAGAGAGAACAACCGACUCUUGGAUGAAAUACAAAAAGGACUAAAUGAUUAUCUGGAGAAGAAAAGGUUAUUUUUCCCCAGAUUCUUCUUUUUAUCGAAUGACGAACUUUUGGAAAUUUUAUCCGAAACUAAGGAUCCACUUCGAGUUCAACCACAUCUCAAGAAAUGCUUUGAAGGUAUUUAUUUAUUAGAUUUCACGAAAGACGAAGAGGUUACUGGAAUGAUAAGCGCAGAGAAAGAAAAAGUACCAUUCAGCGGAAAAAUUAUACCAGCAGAAGCAAAGGGAAUGGUGGAAAAAUGGCUCGUUCAAGUUGAAUCGAUAAUGAUUCAGUCUCUCAUAGACAUAACUAAAGAGGCGGUUAGAAAUUAUCCUAUGGUGGAUAGACCAACAUGGAUAUUGAAUUGGCCAGGUCAAAUUGUCCAGUGUGUCGACUGUGUUCAAUGGACAUUGGAGGUAACGAAUGCUAUAUUCAGUGGAUCAUUGGUGGAACAGGAAGAACUUUGCACUGAACAGAUAGAGCAGAGUGUUAGAAUGGUUCAAGGAAAACUGAAACCAAACAAUCAAGUAACAGUUGAAGCACUGAUUGUUAUUGAUGUGCACUGUAGAGAUAUUGUGAGACUUCUGAAAGAAUUGAAAGUUACCUCCAUAGCGGACUUCAAUUGGAUAUCGCAACUGCGAUAUUACUGGAGGGACAAUUUAGUAACGGUAUCCAUGAUAACUACAGAUGUUAUGUACGGAUUCGAAUAUUUGGGAAACACCGGACGUUUGGUAGCUACACCACUAACGGAUAGAUGCUACAGGACACUAAUGGGAGCACUGAAACUGAAUCUUGGUGGUGCCCCUGAAGGCCCUGCUGGGACAGGUAAAACAGAGACAUGUAAAGACCUCGCGAAAGCAGUGGCGAAGAAAUGCGUAGUUUUCAACUGCUCUGAUGGAUUGGACUAUAAGGCACUUGGAAAAUUCUUCAAGGGUUUAGCUCAGGCAGGCGCUUGGGCGUGCUUCGAUGAAUUCAACCGAAUAGAACUUGAGGUCCUCUCUGUAGUAGCGCAACAAAUACUGAGUAUUCAAACAGCGGUAGCUGCUAAAUUGAAAAAGUUUGUCUUUGAAGGAACUGAGAUCACUUUGGACCCGACUUGUACCGUUUUCAUCACAAUGAACCCUGGGUAUGCUGGUCGUCAAGAGUUACCUGAUAAUCUGAAAGUAUUAUUCAGAACAGUUGCUAUGAUGGUUCCAGAUUAUGCAAUGAUAGGAGAAAUAUCUCUUUAUUCAUAUGGAUUUGAACAAGCUAAAAGUCUAUCGCAAAAAAUCGUUCAUACAUACAAGUUGUGUUCCGAACAGCUAUCUUCUCAAAAUCAUUAUGACUAUGGGAUGAGAGCGGUAAAAUCCGUUCUGUUGGCUGCCGGGGCACUGAGAAGGGGUUAUCCAGAUGUUGAAGAACCACAGCUUGUACUGAGAGCCGUAAUAGAUGUUAAUUUACCAAAAUUUUUGGCACAAGAUGUUCCCCUCUUUGAGGGUAUCUACAACGAUUUGUUUCCUGGAGUUGAACUACCAUCUUUCGAGCGAGCUGAACUGAUAGAGUGCCUCAUUGCAGAAAUAAAGAAAAGGAACUUACAACCGACACCAUGGUUUGUUAUGAAGUGCAUGCAGAUAUACGAAAUGAUUCUAGUCAGACAUGGUUUGAUGAUAGUUGGGAAACCUAUGGGAGGAAAAACUUCUGCUUAUCAAAUGUCGCCUCAGAUGAACCUUAUAUUCGAACCUGCCGAUUUGGAACAAGCGUCUCCGGCUACAGUUUCAAGGUGUGGAAUGAUAUACAUGGAACCAGCUUUACUCGGAUGGAAACCAUUCAUGGAUUCUUAUAUGGCUACAUUGGAGAAAUUUUUACUAGUAGAACAAUUAGAACUGUUGGUAGAGUGCAUAGAGUGGCUUGUACCUCCUUGCUUGGAUCAUAUCAACAACGAGUGUAAGAAGUUCGUCACAACUUCGGAUAUUCAUCUUUUCUAC
Molecule: messenger RNA, 4686 nt
Organism: Leptinotarsa decemlineata (Colorado potato beetle)
Lineage: Eukaryota; Metazoa; Arthropoda; Insecta; Coleoptera; Chrysomelidae
Gene: Dnah3
Product: dynein heavy chain 3, axonemal
Biological process (GO): microtubule-based movement
Cellular component (GO): dynein complex
Molecular function (GO): ATP hydrolysis activity; ATP binding; minus-end-directed microtubule motor activity
Source: RefSeq, a predicted model, not a curated record